Messenger RNA from Thyridium curvatum, 1077 nucleotides. RefSeq lists its product as uncharacterized. The transcript is spliced from 2 exons. The coding region runs from base 1 to 1077 and encodes 358 amino acids. Lineage: Eukaryota; Fungi; Ascomycota; Sordariomycetes; Thyridiales; Thyridiaceae. The record is from RefSeq and is a predicted model, not a curated record.
AUGGCUACCACUCACCCAAACUUCAAUCGCGAUACAGAGGGCCUCGAAGUCGCCCGGGCAUUUGCUGAUCGGGUCUACGACAAGACCAUUGUAGUGACCGGAGUGAACCGCGGGGGCAUCGGAUUCACCACGGCAGAAGCUCUCGCAUCUCAAUCACCAGCCCACCUUAUCAUCGCUGGGCGUACGCCAUCUAAGCUGCAAGACAGCAUCGAUGCCCUCAAGGCUCAGUACCCCAACGUCGACUACCGAGCUCUGCGACUGGAUCUGUCGAGCCAAGCAGCCGUCAGAGCCGCUGCCGCCGAACUCCUCAGCUGGGAUGACAUCCCCAAGGUCGACAUACUGAUCAACAGCGCCGGGCUUGCGUUGCUGCCAGAGCGCACCCUGAGCGAGGACGGGAUCGAGAUGCACUUUGCUACGAACCACAUCGGGCACUUCCUGUUCACCUGCCUGAUCAUGCCCAAGCUCCUCAAGGCCGCAGAGACCAACCGCAAGGGUGCGACACGCGUGGUGAACGUGUCGGCCGGCUCGCCGUACUGGGCGUACAUGCGAUGGAGCGACCCCAACUUCGAGAAGAAGAACAAAGACCUGCCGGCAGAGGAGCAGCCCAACUUUGCUACCCACAAGGCGUGGGGCACGCCGGACAUCGAGGAACGAUCCUAUGUCCCGCUCGAGGCAUACAACCAGAGUAAAGUGGCGAACCUGCUGUUCAGCAUCGGAGCGACUCGGAGACUGUACGAAAAGCAUGGGAUCCUUUGCCUCACUGUGCACCCUGGCUGGAUCAAGACCGAGCUCCAAAGAGCGGCAACACCGGACUGGAAGAGUUCGGUCGAGAGCUUGAUUAUGAAGACGGGAGUCCAGUACAAGACGCUGGGGGCAGGAUCUUCAACGAGCCUUGUCGCGGCGCUGGAUCCUAAGCUCGGAAAGAUAGAGAACAAGGACGGAAAAGAGAAUGUCGGGAUAUUUCUGGAGCAUUGUCAAGUCACGGACAAGGCGCACCCUCGCGCAUGUUCUAGCGAGGAGGCCGACAAGCUCUGGGCUGUAUCAGAGCGCUUGGUCCGGGAAAAGUUCUCCUGGUAA